Molecule: messenger RNA, 813 nt
Organism: Exserohilum turcica Et28A
Lineage: Eukaryota; Fungi; Ascomycota; Dothideomycetes; Pleosporales; Pleosporaceae
Exons: 2
Coding region: 1-813 (270 amino acids)
Source: RefSeq, a predicted model, not a curated record
AUGGCAACGGCUCUUGAGGAUCCGUAUCAGUUUGAUAUAGAUCUUACAGAAAUUAGCUCCGGAAGGUCACCUUUUAUCACACAAAAAGGUCAUUUAGGUAUUAGUUCUAUGGAAAUCAAGGAGGGCGACGUCAUAGCUUUGUUUGGUGGGACACAGAUGCCUUUCGUGCUUCGACAGUGUGAACGUGGAAAGUACAUGAUUAUCAGUGAGGCUUACGUCGAUGAAAUCAUGGACGGAGAAGCCGCGGAGGGUGGUGAAUGGGGACAUCUCGAGAGCCCCCAAUCCCAGGCUGAGCCUUCAACUACCCUCCCAUGUGACCAGCCUGCACCCCAUAGCCGCCUACACGAUACAACAUCCAAUGCGUCUUCCGCUUCUACAAAUGGCAGCACACAGCAGAUUCACACGCCCCAGACACCUCAUUUUGAACAUGGAGAUUUUGAAGAUAUCGUCACGACAUGGGGCCGAUACAGCACAGAAGAGCUUGUAAAGUCCUCGCCCUACUACACCAAGAGCACAAUCCGGAUUGACCCCUACGCGAAGCUGGAGUUUCCGGAGAUGGAAGGUUGCACCGAGCGGGUUGUCCAUGCGGUUCAUCCAAUCCCUCGCAGCUAUCUGGAGGACAUGGGUCCGAUCUGCAUGCAUGAUCUUGGCGAGAAGCUGGAUCAGGAGCGCUGGGAUGUUGAGGGAGAUCCUGCAACGACUGCUCGUAUUCAGGAGACGUUGGCUAGAAUCGAUGACAUUCUUGAGUUUGUCUUCUGUCUUCACUUGCCGGGUACUCGGACUUUUAGUGGACGGGAGCCUGCCAAGUCGUAA